AUGCUAAAGAUCAAUGACCAGGAUCAAGCGUGCGUUAAGAAUUUCUCAACAGGGACUUCGAACAGCUAUGAUCCGUUGAUGGAUAGUGCUAUGUUGGCUGGUAUUCUACUUGCUCUGAUUCCUGUUUACACGGUCGUUGCUAAUUCUGAGGAUGUAAGUCGUAUCGAGAAAAAACUCACAACCGAUCGAGAAUUUUAUGAUCUGUGGAUGGAUCUGAUAUCAUUACAGGCAGAUCAACUUGAGGAGCAAUCAACCGACUUUCCGCUUUCCUACGUAUCUCUAAACUCCUGCACUCAUGUACCUCCAUCAGAAGCAGAGGACUUCUCUGACACACUAAGACCAUCUUCCAUAUCUAUCUAUUCAGACAUUGGACACCUUACAACUUAUUGCAAAUCCAAUAACUCGAUACUACAAGCGGGUAUUCUGGAUUCUUGCGCUCACCGAUCGUCGUCGAUGGUGUUACCAUCGUUGGACAAAAUGCUACGUGUAUUCAAUCCUGGUCUUGCGGUGGUGCAAAACAACGAUCGAGACGACAACCUUGUGGAUCAGGCAAAGGCCAUUGUUCAGUCCAUACAACGAAUCAAAGGCUACGAGAGUUCUUGGAAGUUGAUAGUGAUCGCAGCUACUAUCCAAGACGGUGAGGCCUCGGAAACCCGCCAAACAGCGAUCGAAGUGCUUGGAGCCGUCGAAGAGCUGCACAAACUCCUUCCAGUACGGACUUUUCUAGUGAUCCUCAGGAGUUCCGGCAGUGGGAUUUGGACGGAUGCAAGUCACGCCCACAAGGCUUGUCAAGACAUGCUAUCGAUGUGGAAAUCUCACAGCCAGUACAAUUCAAAUUCUGUGUGGGACCAGGUAGAAAUAAUUGUCCAGAAGAACUUCAGGAAGCCGAAUUUCACUGUAGAAGUACUACCACUGCUCCGCGAGUCGGCUCUCACAAAUCUUCCAGAACAGAUGGAUCUUAGCGUGCUCGGCUACGACUGCUCGCACUUUUCUGAACGAGGCUUGUCCAUUCUCCACAUGGCAAUCUGGAAUUCACUUUUCACAAAGAGCAGUGACAGGGUGCGACAGUACCGUCCAACACCACCACAGCUUCUUUGCCCAGAUUUCCGCUGCCCGUUCUUUCGCACUGUUAGUAACAGUGGUUACUGUAUAUACAAUAGUACUCAGGACAUAGAACCGUCGAUCUACCCGAAGCUGAUCACCGUAUGCGUCCUGUUUUUAUGUCUGGCUCUUAUUGCAAUAGUGCUGUUCUUUAUGUGCCGUAAACCGCAACGAACAGAAGACAUUAAAAAACCGAUGAAAGCAUUCGGUGCAAGCUUCAGUUCCAUCAAAUUCAUCGACGAAGACGUAGCCUAA
Molecule: messenger RNA, 1356 nt
Organism: Necator americanus (New World hookworm)
Lineage: Eukaryota; Metazoa; Nematoda; Chromadorea; Rhabditida; Ancylostomatidae
Exons: 11
Coding region: 1-1356 (451 amino acids)
Biological process (GO): phospholipid metabolic process
Molecular function (GO): glycerophospholipase activity
Source: RefSeq, a predicted model, not a curated record